AUGGCGAUGAACCACUCUUCGGCAAACAAUGAUCACUCCGCCAUGCAUGGAAUGCACGGCGGCGGUAGCUCCUGCGUGAUUUCUAUGCUUUGGAAUUGGCAUGUCAUCAAUGCCUGCUUCAUUUCCUCAUCGUGGAGAAUUACAUCUAGAGGAAUGUUUGUAGGGUCAUGUGUAGGCGUCAUCCUCCUCGUCAUGACUCUCGAGUUCCUCCGACGGGUCGGCAGUGAAUUCGACAGGUAUCUCGCUGGGAAACGCUUGAGUCUCCCGACCCGCCUGCAGCGGGCGAACGUGAACCCGAAGUCGACAACCAGUUCCUGUGAAAGUCCGACUGAAGCAUCUGUGCUACAGCCACAAUCUCAGAUGCGACCUACACUUCUUCAGCACACUGCCCGCUCGCUGCUUCACAUGAUGCAAUUCGGAGUUGCUUACAUUAUCAUGCUGCUGGCCAUGUACUACAACGGGUACAUAAUCAUUUCGAUCUUGAUAGGAUCUUUCCUAGGCUUUUUUGUGUUUUCAUGGAGAUCAGGCGAAGAAAAGUGA
Paracoccidioides lutzii Pb01 is the source of this 540-nucleotide messenger RNA. Its product is annotated as high affinity copper transporter. Gene Ontology annotation, biological process: copper ion transmembrane transport. Gene Ontology annotation, molecular function: copper ion transmembrane transporter activity. The record is from RefSeq and is a predicted model, not a curated record. The coding region runs from base 1 to 540 and encodes 179 amino acids. The transcript has 3 exons. Gene Ontology annotation, cellular component: membrane.